Papilio machaon (common yellow swallowtail) is the source of this 3609-nucleotide messenger RNA. It is a transcript of the gene Rnb, whose product is annotated as armadillo repeat-containing protein 5. Lineage: Eukaryota; Metazoa; Arthropoda; Insecta; Lepidoptera; Papilionidae. Gene Ontology annotation, biological process: anatomical structure morphogenesis. Gene Ontology annotation, molecular function: protein binding. Bases 1 to 3171 code for a protein of 1056 amino acids. The transcript is spliced from 13 exons. Gene Ontology annotation, cellular component: cytosol. The record is from RefSeq and is a predicted model, not a curated record.
AUGGAUAAAAACUAUGUAGAAGCGAUUAUAAAAGGCUUAAGAUCUACAUCAUCAACUUGUAUUCAAGAUACUCUUUUAAAAAUUAAAAAUAAUGUUAUUACUAGUGAUAAGGGUCUGAAAACUUUUAGAGAUUGUGGUGGUUUAGAUAGUUUGUUACCUCUUCUUCGAAAACCAAAUGAAAGGAUAUUGAAUACAGCUUUGAGUGUUCUUGGCAAUUGCUGCAUGGAUGAAACAAGCAGUCUUAUGGUUGGCAAAUUAAACAUUUUUGGGCCUCUUAUAUCAAUAUUAAAGACUGUAUAUCGGGAUAGUAUAUUGGGAAGAACUUGUAGACUAAUAGGCAAUUUGGCACAAAGACAUUCCAAUGCAAAAGGUUUACAUGACCACGGAGCCGUAGAAGUGCUUGUUACCUUAAUAGAAAACAGAGAUAAAAACACAUCUAUUGCUACAUUAACUAUGGCUGUGAGGGCAAUUAGGCAACUUUGGAUGGUAACAGACAAAAGGGACGAAAUGCUAAGUGUAAAUGCUGUAAGGUGUAUUACUGUAUUGUUAACAGCGCAAUGUGAAUCUGCCGGUAUCAUAGAGUCACCUAAUCCCACUAAUGAAAUAGAUGAAUUAAAGAAAAGCCAUGAAGAACUGAUUAAUGGUAUUCUGAAAUGUUUAGGAUACUUUACAACAUACAGUAAUCCUCAGUGUGCAGAACAGAUACAGGGUGAUGGCAGGGGUUAUAAGUGUCUAGUUGCAUUGACAAAAUUAUUUGAGUCUACUGCACUAAAAUGCUUAAUCAAUUUAUGCUAUGUCCCAUCUUGUCGGCCCCUUUUAGGCACAGCUGGCCUAGUGGAAUGUUUAGUUGGCAUAUUGCAAAAACUUUCUGAUGUAGCAUGGUGGCCGGAGGGAUCAGCAAAGGCUCUUGCAUUAUUGAGCAGUGACUCUGUAAACCGAUGUCGUUUGCGUCAUUGCGGCGGUUUGCCACUGCUUGUAUCCGCAGCACGAGUUAACUCUUAUGUCCUGCAUGCUUUACUGCAAUACUAUUUUGAUGACUCAGCAUUCCAAAUACUUGUUAACGAGGGACUAAUUAGUUUAUUGACUGACAAGUUAAAUGAUUAUCUUAAAACAAUGGAUUUUGAACACAAACGAAUAUUACAAUGGAAGAAAGUUAACAAAGGACGAAAUGGUGUAAAAGAGCAAAAUAAUCACUGUAAUGAUUUAGAAGAAACAAAUUUAGAAAUACUUAAAAUGAUUAGUGCAAUUGAAAAUAGCGACACCGAUGAUGAGAGUAGAAAUGAUUUCGAUAUUCCAAUUGCAAAGCGAAAAAAUCUUAACAAAACAACGCCUGAAUGUACCAAGCGUUUAAAACUCGUAAGUAUAGUCAAACAAGGAUAUCUGAACUGCUAUGGUACGGUGCAAGGAGGAUCUUUUAUUGUCGAUGGAAGAACUCAAAAGAGACCGGAUGAUGCGAAUUGGGAGCGUAAGCGGAAUGAAAUGGUAUGUAAAGUUCUAUCGGAAAUACCGAUGAGUCCAGAUUGUAGUGACGCGUAUCCUAUGUCACCCUAUUCUGAUACGAAUCAAUCUGGAUUGGCAAGUCCUGAAUAUGGACCAACAAGGAAAAGGAUGCGAUGGGAUUGGAGUCCUGAGUCAAGUGUGAGCGCCGGAGAGGGUAGUUCCGCAUCUCCAUACUGGGCAGAUUGGAGUCCUCGAAGUUCUAGUUGUCCAACUUCACCAUAUAGUAUUAAUGAAGAUAGUGCAGAUUCAGAGAUUUCGGGUAGAUAUUCGCCAGUAUGUAGUGAGCCGGAAAUAGACGAUGGCGCGGGCAAAAUGACAGCUAACGAGCUCCUCGCACUAGAAGUUACAAGGGUCGACCAUGACUUAGACGAGUUCGAUAUGGCUGAUGAUAAAAGUGACGAUGAUCAAGAAACCUCACAAGAAGAUGUCAAUAAGUUUAACGUGAACACAAAAUUAUCGGACAUAUCGUGCGUUUUGGUUUUACUAUUUCGGGUAUCGCAUGGAGCCUCUUACGAUACGCAACAAGAAAUGGAUCCAAUUGAAAGGAUAGACUUACUCGCCGGUCACGAUUGCUUGAACGGUCUAUUGAAUUAUGUGGAACGUUGCAAGUCACCGCUCGGCAAUCCGGCAAGAAUUCUAAAGAAAGUUUUGAGCAGCGCUCGGUGUUUUAUGAAUGUAUUGAAACACAGAUUUCCACUUAGAUUAUAUAAUAUGACGCAAAAUUCAAAACAUCCAAGAAAUGAAUGUAUACAAUGUAUGCAGGUUGUUAAAUUAAGCUUUAAACUCCUAGCUAGAUUAACAGUACUUGCUGAAUCUAGCUAUGGAAUAGGUGAGAUAAGUUAUCAAUUGCUGAAGGGUAGCCCGGAUAUGAAGCGAACACUGUCUAUUACACUGCCUUAUAUAGUAAGCACUGCAAAACCUUUGAAGAAAUACUUCAUAGAUUGUAAUGCGUUAAAUGUAUUACUUACUACAAUUUCGGAAUCCAAAGAAGAUAAUGAAAUCGGUAUCACUGGGUUAGUUAAAUUAGCUAAUAAUAUACAUAUUAAAGAUCCAAAGAUGUUAGAGAAUAGAUUUAAAGACAAGAUUUCCGUUAGUUAUGAUCCAAUACUAGAUAACCUCUUAGUUGAUGAUAUUGUCACUUUCGAAUUGGACGAUCUAACGACAGUAAGAGCGAACAAAUUGUUCCUUUGUCAGAAUUCCGAUGUGUUCAGCGCAAUGUUGAUGGGAUGUUUUAAGGAAUCCGGUGAAAGUUGUGUACGGUUGAGAAAAGCAUCGAAAUCGGCACUCGAAUAUUUGUUCACGCUACUACAAUGUGGCUUGAACAAUCCAAAGAGUGAUAUUAUAAUAUUCCCAAUGGCAGAAAACUUGGAGACAAGUCUGGAAACUUUAUUGUUAGCCGAUAGAUUCUUAUUUGAAAGGAUAAAAGAUAUAUUGAGUAGCGGCAUCGUGCAGUUUCAAUUGUGCGCGGAAUCCGCUGAAAGGAUUUACAUCUGGUCAUUAGGAGAUGGGAUGGGAUUUUUAUGUGUUGAAGCGGCGGCGUAUUUGUUGACAGGGGAAAUGAGUACAAUGCAACGUACACGUUCUUUUACUAAUAUUCUUUCUUUAAAGUAUAGAGAUCAGUGGCUUGACGAUAUUAAGUCGAUGAUCAUGAGGCAAUUGGUAAAGUGUUAAAACUUUAGUAAUGUACUUUCGCCUUAUUAUAUUGUAUGUUUAGAAGUUUGUCAUCGUCUGUGUCAAUUCGUCGAUAACCUGAAGAUGACUUAUUUUAAUUUAUAUAAUUAUACAACUAUGUUAUACAUGUAUUGUCCAGGGAUAAAUGUACAUUAAUGUUUCCAAAAGGAUUCACACCUCGCGCAUUUUUAAUUAUCUAUGUAAUAUAUGAUGUAUACGGAGCAUUUACAUAACAUAAAGUACAUAUGUGAAGAGGGAAUAGUGUCAUGUGAUAAAGUCGGCAUAGUCGGAUAGACGUUUAAAAGUUAAACAAAUGUAGUAAUAGACAAAUUAAUAAGAACUAGUCACUUCUGCUAUUAUAAGAUGUAUUAUAUAUUAACGUUAAAAAUGUAACAUAAAUUGUAAAUCAUACAAGUUAGGAAAAAGAAUGAGGACAUU